Molecule: messenger RNA, 1581 nt
Organism: Leptopilina boulardi
Lineage: Eukaryota; Metazoa; Arthropoda; Insecta; Hymenoptera; Figitidae
Exons: 2
Coding region: 201-1436 (411 amino acids)
Source: RefSeq, a predicted model, not a curated record
UGAUCACAUUUUUAAAGCUAAUUCAAAUUUAAAAAGUUGCACAACGCCGCCGCCGCCAAUCUCCGGUGGCGCUGUGCCUUCCCUUCCGCUAAUAUUCAUUCCAUUCCAUUUUUUUGUGUAAAUCUGUGAACACUAAAAAAUUUUUCUAGAGUGAUAAUUUAAUAGUUUUUAUUCAAUAGUUAGUUUUUAUCGCUUCCAAAAUGGAAGCUAGUGGUAGUAGCCGCUCUGCAGAAAAAAGGAGAGAGAAAUCUCAGAGAGAUUCGCGAGAUAAAAGUAAAAAUCGAUCUUUUUCACGAGAUGAGGUUAGGUCUCGGCGUGGUCGACAUUUUCAUGAAACGGAACGCUCGAAAAAAUCAAAAAGUGACAGACGCAUCAGGAGCCGUUCACCCAGAGAUCGUUCAAGAAAAAAUUAUUCAGAUUCCCGGAGAAGUUUUUCGCUUUCCAGUUCAGACAGUGAUUAUGCGCCUGAUGUUCGCGAACGCAGCCCGAGAGGCACGUCCGAACAUGGCCGCUUUGCUGAUCGCAGUCCGAGAGACUCGACAGACUCGAGAGAUGCUGAUUAUAGUUCUGAUAGUCCGAGUGACAAUAUAAGUAAAAAAGAUAAGUCAAAUUCUGAUUCGGAUAGCUCAAAUGAAGAUUUCGAUAGUCCAGGAGAUGUUCAAUUAAAUAAUGAAGUCCUAACCUUAUUGGGCGACGACCCAAAUGAAAACAAUGAUUCAAAAGGUAAUAUUCACAACGUUUUGAGAAAAAAUUGGUCCACUAUUCUUACGAAGGGUAUGACUAAAGAAUCAACCGAGGAAAUAUUAAAAAAGUACACUCCACCUAAAAAUUUUGUGACAUUAAAGCCGCCUGCUUUGAAUUCGGAAAUUAAGCGCACUAUGACAGAAAAGGCUCGAAAAAAGGACACUUUUCAAGUGAAAGCGCAAGAAAAAAUUGGAGCUGCGAUACAUGCUACUGGGUUAGCACUGUCUAAUAUAUUAAAUCAAGGAAAUAGCAUGGAUACGUCGGUGGUAUCAUACUUGAGUGAUGCAGCAAGAAUUUUAUCAGAUGCUCACUAUAAUAUUUCAAUUACAAGGCGUGCAUUUAUUACCCCUAACGUAAAUAGAUUAGUAGAGGACGUGACAGUUGAUGAGCCAGUUGGUUCAUUACUUUUUGGAGACAAGCUGUCAGAAAGAUUAAAAUCUGCGCGUGAGGUGGAAAAACAUAGUAAAUCAAUAAUAAAGUCAACUUCUUCUGGAAAAAAUAAUUAUAAUAGAUUUACUUACGAUAAAUCAUCAUAUAGAUUCCAACGCCCAUCUUAUAAAAAUGUUGAUCAAACUUUCCGAAAUUUAAACUUCAGAGGCCCAUCCGGAGGAACGAAGAGGACCUUCAAGAGUCGCCAGGAUGGGCAGAACAGGAAUCAAUACAAGAAUCAGAGAUCUCGAGGACGUCGAUAAAUAAAGAUUCAUCCGAUGGCAGAGAACCUUAUCCUGGUGGCCGGAAAGUUAUCUGGGAAGCGUUUUCUAGAAGAGGAAUUCCGGAGUCGGGAAUAGAGAUUAUGAUUGCCUCUCUAUCUGAGAACACAGUUAAGCAAUACGAAAA